This is a messenger RNA of Arabidopsis arenosa, 860 nucleotides long. The record is from the annotation of a GenBank genome assembly. NCBI's taxonomy places the organism in Eukaryota, Viridiplantae, Streptophyta, Magnoliopsida, Brassicales, Brassicaceae.
CUUUUGUUCAUUUCAAGCAAAAAUGAUUAUUAAUCAAAAAUGAUAUUAUAAAACCCCAUAAAUCUCAGAGGGGACCGGAGAUGGCUGCAAUGGCGACUGUAAAAUCAUCGGCUUUGACUUACUUGAUCCACCAUCUUCUCCGACAUCCCAAACCAACAUCUCCUGUUUGUCUGUUCCUCAGACCGUUUUCCGUGUAUGCAUUAGCCCGUAAAUCCAAUCACCAUGACGAGCGUCGCUUCCGGUGGAUCUCCUCUUCUUUACCUCUUCCACGUCCUUGUAUCUCAAUCUCUCCUCUCCUCGUAGCUAAAUCCUUCUCUUCUGUUGGUGAAUCAGAACAAGACGAAGAUUACGUCUCCUUAGCCUCUCUUGACGACGAACAAGAAGAUGGGUCGGAUCUUACAAUGAGAGAAAAUGGAAGAAGCUCGACUUUGUUGGAGUUGUCUGCGAAGGAGAAGAAAAAGCUCGCUUCUUACGCACAUAGUUUGGGUGACAAACUGAAAUCUCAACUCGUAGGCAAGUCUGGCGUUACGGAUUCUGUUGUCUUGUCCUUCAUAGAGACGCUGGAGAAGAACGAGCUCUUAAAGGUGAAAAUACACAGAACAUGCCCUGGAGAGCUAGAGGACAUGAUUCUACAUUUGGAGGAAGCCACUGGUUCGGUAUCAGUUGGGCAAAUUGCGCGGACUGUGAUACUCUAUCGUCCUAGUCCCACCAAAUUGAAAACCGACGAGAAGAAAAAAAUGAAUGAAGAGUAGCAAUUUGUUUGUAUCAUCUUUUAUAUACAGAGGAAUCGCAGGAGUCGAAGCAGGGCCUAUUUAUGCCAAGACUUUUCUAUUUCAGUCGAAUACAUUUUCCUGUUCUUA